AUGUCGUUGCUGGGAGACGACGGCAGGGGCUACGAGCUGGCGCGGAAGCUUGAGAGCCACGGCGUGUGGCGGUCGUGGCUUGGCGACGCCCUCUACUCCAACUUCAUCCCUUCCCUCUCGUCGCCGGCCACUUGGGAAGCUUUCAUGCGAGCCGACGACAAGAAGACGAAGUCUCAGAUCUGCCUCCAGCUUCGCGCUCGCGCUCUGCUCUUUGAUAAGGCUUCUGUCUCUCUCUUCGCUCAAUCCGGCCCCUAUGCCUCCGUUUCUAAGCUAAAUCCUAAUUAUUUGGAGUUGCAUGGUGAUGAUGUGUAUUUUACUCUGGAAAAUGGUGCACAAGGUGGUGAUCAACGCCAACCAGGCUUGGCUGCAUCGAACUCUACAACAUCCAAGGGGCAUUCUAAGACUUCAAUUGGUGUUGGAUCAAGAUAUAGUGAGACGGAAGUUGAUGCUGCGUCCCAAAGAUUUAGGCCGGAAGAAUUGCCAGAAACAUGGUAUUCUCAAUUUUUUGAGAAAUACAAGGCAAGUAAAUCUUAUACAUUGAUGUUUGGAGAUAGAGAGCAAGAAAGACGAACACCUGAACAGAUGUCUAUUUAUCUCAGACUUCUCAAUAAUCACAAAAGGAGGCGAAUAGCUUUUAAAGAUAACAAUGUUACGGAUCUGCUAUCAAACUCGACAAUUAGCGAUAUUACUGCAGUUGAUGAUAUGCCACUUUUUCCCGAGACAAUGUUUACUUUAAAUUGCGUUCCUGAUAGUGCUGUUCCGCUAACGAGCGGAGUGGAGAACAGGCAGAAAAUGCCGUGCAAUGGGGUUUUGGACAACUUACCUCUGAUACUGACCAAAAGCCCGGUUAUAAGCCCUAUUAUGAUCGAGAGGCUUGGGAUUAGACCUGAGUAUCUCAAUAUGGAACAAGGACAUCAAACUGGUGGAAAGACAGGGAACAGGAAACUUAUUUGUCAAGAACAAGCAUCACAAAUGUCACAGAAGGUGAUAGCUCGGUUGUUAACUAAUUUGGGGUUCGAAUCCUCUUCGGACACCCCAUUAGAAGUGAUGGGACAGUUUUUGAGUUGCCAUAUCAUAAAAUUAGGGCGCAUCUUGAAGCUCCUUUCUGAUAGUUAUAGAAAGCAGUGCUCUGCCACCGAGUUGCUGAAAAUGUUCCUUCGAACUGCAGGAUAUAGUAACCUGGGGCCUCUGGUGGAACUUAUUAAGGACAACACUAAGAAUGUUGUUCAGCAAACCCAGCAGCAAGCAUUAGGCAUGCAAGCACAGUUGCAAGCUCAGCAGCAACCUUCAAUUUCAAAUUCACAGCAGAUUCUAAGGCAAAUGAGUCCGCAGAUUCAGCAGAUGAAUAACCCGCAGUAUCUUGCGUACCAGCAGCAGCAGCAGUGGGAAAGGAUGAGAAGGCGGCAACAACAGUCCACUCCUCGUCCAGGCAUAACUAUGAAUGCGAAUAUGAAUAUGAACAACCCUAAUCUAGCUAUGAACAGUGCUGGUAUGAAUAUGAAUGGCGUUAAUAUGAACGUGAAUGACAAGGAGAGGCCUCUGGCGCAAGUUAAGAUGGAAAAUCCACCCGAUUUUCCUAUGGAUGCAAAUGCCUUUGCCACAAUGAAUUCGAGGCACCCUCAGUUGCAACAUAUGCGGCAACAACAGCUUGCCUCCAUAUCAUCCAUGCAUGCCAAUAAUAAUUCCUUUCGGCCCAUGGCACCUCAUCAAAUUCCACAAAUUCAAUCACCGACCACUGGCAUGGCCAGGGCUCCUCCUGUGAAAGUCGAAGGAUUUCAGGAGCUGAUGGGUGGGGAUUCUUCGAUGAAACAUGACAUAGAGGAGAACAAACUGCUUUCUCCCCAAAAGUAG
Molecule: messenger RNA, 1851 nt
Organism: Striga hermonthica
Lineage: Eukaryota; Viridiplantae; Streptophyta; Magnoliopsida; Lamiales; Orobanchaceae
Source: the annotation of a GenBank genome assembly